Molecule: messenger RNA, 1296 nt
Organism: Lytechinus variegatus (green sea urchin)
Lineage: Eukaryota; Metazoa; Echinodermata; Echinoidea; Temnopleuroida; Toxopneustidae
Product: protein sidekick-1-like
Exons: 6
Coding region: 1-1296 (431 amino acids)
Biological process (GO): heterophilic cell-cell adhesion; homophilic cell-cell adhesion
Cellular component (GO): adherens junction
Molecular function (GO): protein binding
Source: RefSeq, a predicted model, not a curated record
AUGACUACUCGACCCCGUGGUUCAGAUAUUCCUGAUGAAAUUGUCCCGGUGAAUGACGGUGAAACAGCCACGCUGCGGUGCAAUAUCAGUACCAACCCAAAGCAGUUCGACAGGCUAUCAUGGACGAAAGAUGAUCUUACAGAGAAGAUUGCCCUUAUCAAGGAAUGUAAAGGUAUUCAAAUAUCGAACUCCUUGUGCAACAUCUCCGUUUCUACACCGGGAAAGUACUCCGUGGCAGGCGAUCUGGCGUCUGAUAUCAUUUUAAGAGUCAGAGAUGUGACGAUAGAUGAUGACGGGAUUUACACGUGUAAAGCAAUCACCUUGGGAGGGAGUCCGUCCAAGUGCAUUAGGCUUGCAGUGUUGAGACCGCCAACUGAUAUAACUCUUCUAGAUAUCAACAAGCAACUUGCACUGACUGAAAGGGAUGUGAUGAACGUUGUACGUGAUCGCACUAACAGAAUCAAUUGCACGGUUCCCUCAUCCAACCCCGAGGCGAAUAUCAAGUGGACUUAUGGUGACGUCCAUGUCACCGUACACGAACAGACCAAUCGGAGCGUAGGAUCAGACGUCCCGUUUGUGACGUCAACCAGAGCUCUCGAUAUUUUCCCGACUGCAGACGAUACUGGUGGUGAAAUCUCCUGCGUUGUAAAGCAUUAUGGACUAUCGACAGCGCUUCAGAAGAAUGUCAUUCUAAAUGUUGGAAGUUUACCAAACAGCCCCAAAGAUGUCAAGGUUGUUGGUGCGUCUGUCACGCCGACUUCCUUCACUCUCGCAUGGCUUCGAGGUUCCUUUGACGGCGAGCAAGAAACUUACACCGUCGUUUACUGCUCAACCCACGAGCUCGAACAAUGUUUGGAUAUUUCCGGAAUCGUCGCUACUCGUGUCAAGAUCGACAAUCUUCGGCCGUUCACUUCGUACCGUAUUGAAGUUAGCAGCGAGAGCAUAUUCGGCUCCAGUGAAGAUAAUGCCAUCGUCAUACAGUUGACCAAACCCUUAUCUCCAACCGAACUAGGUAUCAAGGCUAUCUACAAUCCAAGCGACAUGAGUGUUGACGUGACUCGGCCACACCGUGAACUCGACCCACUUCCCAUAGGUAUCUGUUUUCAACUCGUCCAAACACCGUCUUCAAACUCUGCCGACCCUACUCUGGAAGAAAGCGAAUGUGUGGGCGUUGAUGAGAGCGUACCAAUUCCACCUGGGUGGACUCUGAACAAAUUGGCCAUUGUCACUUUUGGCAACACUGCGCUGAGUGCCCCAUCGGAGAUACUUGGUAUCUCAAAAGGCAAGGAUCUUUAA